Mytilinidion resinicola is the source of this 1027-nucleotide messenger RNA. RefSeq lists its product as uncharacterized. NCBI's taxonomy places the organism in Eukaryota, Fungi, Ascomycota, Dothideomycetes, Mytilinidiales, Mytilinidiaceae. Bases 157 to 864 code for a protein of 235 amino acids. The record is from RefSeq and is a predicted model, not a curated record. The transcript has 5 exons. Gene Ontology annotation, molecular function: oxidoreductase activity.
GGUAGUGACGUAGAUGCCACAAUUUGGCACUUGAAGAACUUGCCUCUUUAUGAGACGACCAAACCAUACAGCGUCAAUCUCCCACUUCCAAUGAUACUUCCUGGGAAACGCACAAACUAAGUGUCAAGCGCUUGCGCAAAUAUUCGCUUUCGAGACAUGAGAAACCAUCAGGACAAGUUGAGUCUGGAUACCAAUGGCUUCAUAUAUACAACGGAGAUGAUAUCUGCUUUAACGGAUGAAGAUUUUGGUGACACAGGCAAGGUUUCGGAAGUCUAUAUAAGCAAUGGGGCCGACUACUUGAAGCGCUCUCUCGGAGCCAAAGAGGCUGUGUUUCUAGCACAAAACAUUCGUCGCCGACACGAAAGCUUUCCAGCACUUCCGCGAGCAAACUACAACACGAGCGCCGAUCAACCAAUUCAGGGUGCCCAUGUCGAUUACCCUACAUCUCGAGUUCACGACCUAGUCCGACGUAUAUUCAAGGAGGAAGCGGGAAAUCAGCUGUUGCGUGAGAAUCGGAUCCAGGUCAUUCACGUUUGGCGGCCCUUAAGAGGCCCUGUCAUAGACUGGCCACUCGCUCUCUGCGAUUACAGCUCCCUAGACGUUGACACGGAUCUCGUCGCGACCGACAAUGUCUAUCCACACGUUGUUUCUGAGACCUUCAACGUAUUCCACAAUCCAAAGCACGCUUGGUACUAUCUGAGCAAUCAGAUGCCUCAUGAGAGCUUGAUCUUCAAAGGCUUCGACAAUGCCGAGAAGGUGGCAAAACAUUGUCCACACGCAGCUUUCGAGCUGAUGAACACUUGGGACCCCGAUCAAUUCCGCGAAAGUGUUGAGUGCGCGUUCUUGCUUGUGUAUUCUCAGUAGUGAGACUUCGCCAGAAAUGGUAUAGUUAGCAACAAGUCAGAACAUGAAUAGACACGCAUAUGCCAUGCGUUGAAACGUGCCUCGGCACUAUUAGCUCCACGGUAGAGUCAGCAUCAUCUCCAGGCAACAACACCAGAACCAGAAAUCACUUGAAAUAGAACAU